Messenger RNA from Nerophis lumbriciformis (worm pipefish), 3144 nucleotides. It is a transcript of the gene guca1d, whose product is annotated as guanylate cyclase activator 1d. The record is from RefSeq and is a predicted model, not a curated record. NCBI's taxonomy places the organism in Eukaryota, Metazoa, Chordata, Actinopteri, Syngnathiformes, Syngnathidae. Gene Ontology annotation, molecular function: calcium ion binding; calcium sensitive guanylate cyclase activator activity.
GUCUUCCAGGAGGACCUAAGAGGGUUAGUGCAUCCUGAGGUUUGCGUUCUGCCUGCAGAGUCACGCAUGCAGGCUACUUCCAGCAUCCUCAAGCUUGCUGCUGACCUCGCCGCCAUGGAGUUGUAGCCUCUUUGGCAGUUUUUCUUAAUCUUUUUCUACAUUAGGGUUGUCUCCCCUCCAUUUUUUUUCCCACUUUUGGAUGUAGCUUCUCUGAAGCACCACAAAAACAAACAAUUGAAGGCUCACAGAGUAACUUUUAAUGAUGGGGAACCAUGGCUCCAACCUAGAUGACAUCCUGGCCGAGGACAUGCACCACUGGUACAACAUGUUCAUGCGGGAGUCGCCGUCGGGCCUCAUUACACUUUUUGAGCUGAAGACCAUUCUCAGCCUGAAGGGGUUGAACGAGAACGCCAACAGCUAUGUGGACCAGGUCUUCUUCACCUUCGAUUUGGACGGGGACGGGUAUAUCGACUUUGUGGAAUACAUUGCCGCCAUCAGUCUGAUGCUGAAAGGAGAAAUCAACCAGAAGCUAAAGUGGUACUUCAAACUAUUUGACCAGGACGGAAACGGAAAGAUUGACAAAGAGGAGCUGGAGACUAUUUUCUCGGCCAUCCAAGACAUUACACGCAACCGAGACACUGACCCCGAAGACAUCGUCACGCUUAUAUUUGAGAGAAUCGACGUAAAAGGAGAAGGGGAGAUGACCCUGGAGGAGUUCAUCGAGGGCGCCAAAGACCAUGAGGACAUCAUGGACAUGCUGAGGAACUUGAUGGACUUGACGCCAGUGUUGGUCAUCAUCGUAGAGGGCCGCAAGGCGUGAGAGCUGACCUAAAACCCAAAAUGAACAUUAGGGGAAAAAAUGUGCAAAGAGCUGCUACAGCCACCCCAAAAAUGCUAACAUGAUGUCAGAAUGUCACAAGUAAGGUUCCCACACUUCUUGUUAAACUGUGCCAUUUUAAAAAUGGAUACAAAUGCUGUUGGUGUAGUCGUAAUGGAGUGCUAGGUGACAAUCAUUACUGUGUUUUGUUUGAACAGGUCUCUUACAGAUUCAGUUAAUCAAUUUUAGUGCCUGUAUCUUGAUUUAAGUUGGAAAAGAACUUCAAAUCUAGACGUCAAAAGCUCACAUCCUUGAAAUUUGAAGACAAAGCUUUUGUACAAUACAUUUUAAAUGCCGUUUGUCUUUGUAUGAACAUCAAACAAAAAAAGGAGUAUUAGGGCCACACUGAAAAAUCUAAAAAUUACGACUUCUUCAAAUACUUUAUUGUUCACAAAAUUGUGAUUUUAAUGUUGUAAAAUUUUGACUUUUUCUUUUUACAUUGCUGUGCAAUAUGGACAAAAAUAUGUAUAUCCCAAUAUAAGUAUUUGUAUGUCCCAAUAAUUAUAUAUAUCCUGAUAUAGUAUUUUUUAUAGUAUUUUAUAUAUAUAUAUUUAUAUACAUAAAAUAGAUUUAAAUUUCGCUAAUCUCUUAUUUAUAAAAUAAAUAUUUUAUAUAUAAAAAAAAAAUUGACAAUUAAAAAUCAAUAAAAAGUAUUUUAGCUCUUUUUUGAAAAUGUAUACUCAAGUCAUGUCUACACAUUGAUUUAGAGACAGCAUCUCUAAAGGAUUCUUAUUCUUCGUAAAGUAAAAUUACUUUUUACUUGGAAUAUACGCCAACCUUUUUCAUAAUUGUGACUUUUUUCUUGCAACAUUUCCUAUUUGUUCUCAUGAAAUUAUAAUAUUGUACUCAUAAUUUAGCUUUUUUUUCUCCCUGUAAUACAGCUGUAUUCACAAUUUGACUUUUUCUUAAAAAUUUUGUAAAUUGGUUUUCUCACUUUAUUAUUCAUAACUUUUUCUUGAUAAAAUAAUUUUCAAAACAUUGUUAUAACGGCAUUUUUUUUUCUUCCCUAGCAACUUUUUUCCCCAUUGAAAAAAAAGGUUCUACCAUAAUUAUGACUUGCUUAAAACUACAAGGUUUUCCCCCCUCUUAAUAUUUAGAAUGUCUUCUCGUAAGACUUUUAAAGGUAAAAUACAACUUUAUUUACCAUAGUCUUUUGACAGCAUUCUCAUACAACAAUUUAAUUGUAGAAUUACUACUUUUUUCCAAGUAAAAUUCUGUCGUUAAUUAGGAAAUACGUCAAUAAUAUUUCUGUCAGUACAACAGUUUUGUUGCAGUGUUUUUAUUUUCGUUGUGGCCCUAGUAUUUAUAUACUCCAGGUGAAAACGUUUAAACGCUAAAAAUACUAGCCUGGUUUAAUCAAAGAAGAGGUUAGUUGAAAUGUUUGACAAAAAGCUAUAAUUGAUUGUGUUUCUGCGCUAAAAUGUAAUCUUACCAAAAAAGUUCCCUUUAAACUUUAACUUAGAAAAAGUUGCUUGUGCCUAACACUAGAAGCUCUCUUAUUUCUGGCUACAUACUUUACUCCUGUGUUCAAUGUAAGAAUUGUUUAUUUGGUGAACUAUACCUUUAAUGUCAGGUACAUUUACUAACCCAGCCUACUUGUAUGUAAGGUUGUAUUUUUGCCUCAUUCUUGUGAGAAUCCUGUGUUUGACCGAAGCAUUAAAAAGUGAGCCUAUCCAGGACCAGCUGCAGCGUGCUGAAGCUACCACCGGGUAGCAUCUGUGAGUAGAUAAUACCGUAUCAUCUCUUCCUUUUUCAAACUUAUCAGGUCUUAUCGAGUCAGGAGUGCAUUUUUCACACAUUCUUCACUCACACUUUACGUGAAGGAUGAGGCAAAAACUAACCAAGACUCACUGUAUGAGAGCAGUGCAUUCUGGGAGUCUCUUCUGGGUCAGCCGGCAUUUAUGCUGAUUCUCUGAAAAGUGUAAAAGCUUCAGCUGGCUGGUCUGUAAUUGAGAAAGAGUUUAAGUCCCACUGUAAAUGUCAAAAUAGCCUCCAUUGGUCCAAUUUGAUUGAUUUUUACCGUUUUCUUGUCAUAAGUUUGAUAGUCCAUCCAAACCUAAAGCAAACAAGCACAUGCUUUACAUGGAAACAAUGUUUUACUUUGUUUUCUUUUUGGUGACAGGUAUUUUAUGAGGAUACCGAAUUAACCAAGUGGCUUUACUUUUAUAUGCUGAUGUUUAUAAGACCAAGGGGUGAACAUGUACAAUAAACGUAAACUGACUUGCGCUUCAACAAAGAAAUGAGGCCACUUUAUCUACCCUAGAUUG